This is a messenger RNA of Punica granatum (pomegranate), 853 nucleotides long. The record is from RefSeq and is a predicted model, not a curated record. Lineage: Eukaryota; Viridiplantae; Streptophyta; Magnoliopsida; Myrtales; Lythraceae.
CCUCCUCCUCUGUAUGUACACACACUGCAAAGCCAGGCUAUAUAUAUGCCAGUGUGCGUGGCACAACUUUCUGGGUUCAUUGAGGCUGCGCUUGGAACAUUUACAAGUGUAUUAAGAAGAUUCUUUGUUGGAUUAGUUUUAGAGAGAGAGAGAGAGAGAAGAGAUGUUGGAAGGGAAGGCAAUGGUGAAGGAGACAGACAUGGGGGAGAAGAUGCAGAGUAAAGCAAUGGCCUGUGCUUCUCAGGCACUUGACCUCUAUGAUGUCUCUGACUGCAUCUCCAUUGCUGCCCACAUCAAGAAGGAGUUCGACAAGGAAUACGGGACGGGGUGGCAAUGUGUGGUCGGGUCAAACUUUGGCUGCUUCUUCACACACAAGCAGGGGACCUUCAUCUACUUUGCACUGGAGAAGCUCAAUUUCCUCAUCUUCAAGGGGGCUUCCUCUUGAAGACACUCGGCUUAGAGAGUGCUAUGAUAUGCUGCUCGGGUGACCGAGAGAAAGUACAGUCGUAUUUCGAGUCCCCUGUGAAGGUCCGGGAGGAUCUGCUGCUGGAUAGAAUCUUCAGCUGAAAUUUUUUACGCCGAUUCCGUCUUAACUCUGCUGCGAGUUCAAGAACGGCCCGAGACCGGGAGUGGGAGUUAUGGGAUUUGGAUUGUGUAAGAUAAGAUCAGUAGUUGGUUUGGACUAGCUGUUGUGAUGUCCUUAUCUUGUCUAUCCAAUCAUACACCAUGCAUCCUAUCAAUUAUUUGAGCGUCCAUGACUGAAGGAUUCUAUAUUCAGUUCAUUUGUUUAGCUUAUCCCUUCUAAAUUCCAAGUCCUACCAGGAGAGGACAAAUACAUUCGACUUUUGAAUUA